AUGGCACCUUUUCCUCUGAUCUCGCUGGUGCACGUCAUCGCCGGCCGAGACGCGUCCGCCCACGACGUCUCGUCCUCCUGCGCCGCCUCUGUUGGCGAGCCCUGCCUUCAGGUCAUCUGUUCGUGGCCUUUGUCGGGGCAGUAUGGUCUCGGUCAGAGGGUUCUUUAUUACGCACUCGUAGCGACUUGCGUGCUCGCCAGGAAGGCCGAGUGGAUCAGAAACGUUGGUCUCGCCGCUGCGCUUAUUCUGCCCGCCGUCGCGGCUGUGCAUGGAAUCUUCUUGGCCGCGUUGCACGUUGAUGGGGCCAUCGAUCUCGACGUCUACGGCGCCCUGCAGUACUGCUCCAUAGGCGUCCUGGCCGGACCCGUCACCGUCAAGUUAUCCUCCACCUACUCCCACCAACGAGGACGCAACAUCAUCUUCCUGUGGACCGGCCUAAUCCUCGCUGGUCUCCUAAGCUUGGCCGUCGAGUUUUACCGCGUCAACCCGACGCCAUGCUUCUCCGACGAUGCCGCUGGCCUCGUUUCUCAGCACCCGGCUCGUUUCCCCUACGGCACCGCUAUGUGCGGGCUCACGUGCUCGCAGCAGCUUGGCCCGUCGUCUCUCCUGCGGACCAAGGCCGCUAGCGAAAUAUACGUCGUGCCUGUACCCGUCACGCUCCCGCUCGGCACCUCCAUGUUCCUCGCCGCCGCCGAGUGCGUUCCCGCCAUCCUCUCUCUGGUGUCCUUGUUGGCCAAGAUCAGGAACAACCCGGACGAUGAGGAGAGUUCCAACACCCCCAUCCCGGGGGCCAACGGCGCGACCUUUGGAAACAUGAAGAGCGUCAAUGCCAGCAUCAGGGGUUUCCUCAACGCGGUGGAGAUACCCGUUUUUGCCGGCGCCGUCGUCGCCAUUAUCGUUAUCGGGGAGAUCAACUUCUCCAGCCCUCAGAUGGACUACCACACCGAGCCCAUCGGUAGCAUUGGUCAAUGGGGCACCAUACUCGCAACCGGCAUGGCCGCCCUGGGCUCCUUGUACGUCUAUCUCGCCGGUGAAGUCGUGAUGAGCACAGGCGAAAGGGCCUCAGGAGAACCGAGUAGCCCAGGCCGCAUGAGCCGGAAAAGAACCAAUGACCCCGAGAUGGUUGACGUCCGGCAGGAUUCUCUCAUCAGGUCCACCUCUGGCAUGACCGACCUCGACCAGGACCAGGGCUACAGACGCACAGUCUCCAACGCUCUCAUAAAGGUCAACGGGUUCUUCGGCAACCAGAUGCAACGGCCGCUAAGGCCCUACGAGUUUGGUAUCGGCGUGUGGCCCCAGAUACCGGGGGAAAGAGAACGCAACGAUAACUUGAACCGGACGAUCGACCAGUUCAGUACGCGUAACCUCCGCCUGUCCAUGAGCCGAGACUCGAACGAGUCCCCUUCGGGAAGUGAAGGUGACUCGAUAACACCGACCCCAGGGUCGCCCAAAUCGAGAGAAGGGGGGUCCGUGGCGGCGUCUUCAUCGCGACAACUACGAAAAGGCAGACGGUAUACCGACCCAUCCGGAUCGCGUUCCUUUGGGCAGCGCCAGGAGAGCACGCCAUCUUCCUCUACGGAGCCCGAGAUGAUUCACAGAAAGUCCCGCAGUGCGACGCUGCAGGUGCCGACGUUGCGCCGCUCGUGA
This is a messenger RNA of Colletotrichum graminicola M1.001, 1647 nucleotides long. RefSeq lists its product as uncharacterized. The record is from RefSeq and is a predicted model, not a curated record. The coding region runs from base 1 to 1647 and encodes 548 amino acids. The transcript has 5 exons. Lineage: Eukaryota; Fungi; Ascomycota; Sordariomycetes; Glomerellales; Glomerellaceae.